GGGUUGCUAUUGUAGAUGCGUCCGCACCUGAACACAGAACGAAGUGGGAUAAGUAACCAAACAGUAAUUAUGAUUAUUGAAUUUUGUGUUCCCUUUGUCAAAUAGUGACAAAGUAAAUCAAAUCCAACCAAAGAGAGAGACUCUUACAGGACCAAAGUUCAUUCUUCCAUGUUCUUCUCACAAUCUCAAUCUUUCAACCUCUAUCAACUUUUUCUCUCAUCAAUGGGACUGCUUGGUUCCAAAAUCGGAGGGUAUCCGAAAAGAUAGCUCUGGAGCAUCGGUGAUUGAAAAAAUUAUGUGUCUAUUCUUUGGUUGGAGCGGGGGUGUGGAAUAGAUGCUUGAAUCUGAAAUUUUGCUUGAUUUGGGGGUUUGGAGGAAUUAUAUAGAUAGAGGACAUGGAUUGUGCUGGGCAUUCUUCUAAAUCAGGGUCUGGAGUUUGUGUUGCUCAAUCAGUAGAAAAUGGAGGUUUUGGUGGAGAUGGGAGGUGCUGCAAGCAAGCUUCCCCUCCAAGGAGUGGUGGGUCCAGGAAUACUAGUCCAAUGGGGCGGGGAGGGUCCAGGAACACGAGCCCUUCGCGGCAGAAGGUUGUUAAGACCAAGCCAAGGGGUUUGGAUGAGGAAACUCUUGCCACAUUUGGUAAGGUAGUGCAUGCUGAUGUUCAAAUGGAGGAUAAUAUAUGGGCAAUGUUGCCCGAGGACUUGUUACAUGAGAUCUUAGCUAGGGUGCCUCCGUUUUUAAUUUUCCGCCUCCGAUUGGUUUGUAAACGGUGGAAUUCUCUGCUUCAAGAUAGUAGUUUUCUCAAAUUCCAUUCCAGUGUGCCAUCACACGGGCCGUGUCUCCUUACAUUUUGGAAGAACACGCAGAUCCCGCAGUGUUCUGUUUUCAGCUUACCACUGAAAUCUUGGUAUAGAAUACCGUUCACUUUCUUGCCACCAUGGGCAUUCUGGUUAGUUGGCUCUUGUGGUGGUCUUGUUUGCUUUUCUGGGCAUGAUGGACUAAUGUUCAAGACCCUGGUGUGUAACCCUCUAACUCAAACUUGGAGGGCAUUGCCUAGUAUGCAUUACCAUCAACAAAGGCAACUGAUAUUGGUUGUUGAUCGGGUGGAUCGGUCAUUUAAAGUGAUAGCCACCAGCGAUAUUUACGGUGACAAGUCAUUGCCAACUGAAGUUUAUGACUCAAAGAUCGACAGUUGGACAAUUCAUCAGAUUAUGCCAGCAGUUAAUCUCUGCUCUUCAAAAAUGGCGUAUUGUGACUCCAGAUUGUACUUAGAAACCCUUUCACCGCUGGGUCUGAUGAUGUAUAGAUUAGACACAGGUCACUGGGAACAUAUUCCGGCUAAGUUUCCUCGAUCUUUGUUGGAUGGUUAUUUGGUUGCUGGUACCCAAAAACGUCUUUUUCUUGUUGGAAGGAUUGGCCUUUAUAGUACUCUUCAGAGUAUGAGAAUUUGGGAAUUGGAUCAUACCAAAUUUACGUGGGUGGAGAUCAGUAGGAUGCCCCCGAAGUAUUUUCGUGCUUUAUUGAGAUUAUCAGCGGAGCGAUUUGAAUGCUUUGGGCAGGAUAAUCUAAUCUGCUUCACGUCUUGGAACCAAGGGAAAGGCCUUCUAUAUGAUGUGGAUAAAAAGAUCUGGUCAUGGAUUGGUGGGUGUGCUCUCCAGUCAUACAACAAUCAAGUUUGUUUCUAUGAGCCGAGGUUUGAUGCUUCUAUCUACUAAGUUUGAGUCUUAUGACAUGGUGUCAGUUGUACCUCAACAUUUACAAUGACUUUCUUGACGUGUGUUCUUUGCAAUGACAUUCUCUCUGACCAUUCAUAAUGUUAUUGCUCAAAACGGGCUGAUUUUCUUCAUCAGUAAAAUGUCUUACCUGCUGUAAUGAACAGCAUGCAUGACUCUGGAUACUGGUUCAGCUCCAUAGACAGAUUUUUGUGAAUGGAAUUCAAGAUGAAAGAUAAUGCAAGAGGAAGUGGGGGACAGCGUGACUGGGACGUGGAAUUGAUGUACAAUGCUGAAGGAAAGAUUAUUAACUUCUACAAACGGGUUUGGAUGUUUAAAAAGGGAUUGCAGCUGUUGAUGUGCGGGAAACAUUUUUUUGAAGACAUUUUCUUACCUUACCAAUUGGAGAUCCUUUAGGGCAUUGAAACUGUGCAUCCUAAAUUUUAACUGCUUUUCUGCUCGACGGCUCACCGGUGUAAUGUAACUGUUUUGAAGCUUCUCUUGAAACAUUGACCAUAAGUAACUUUCUCGUGUAAAUUGAUUCUCCCAACCUUUGUUUUUUACUCAUGAAGAGAAUGGUUAACUUUAUAA
This is a messenger RNA of Vigna umbellata (rice bean), 2300 nucleotides long. The record is from RefSeq and is a predicted model, not a curated record. NCBI's taxonomy places the organism in Eukaryota, Viridiplantae, Streptophyta, Magnoliopsida, Fabales, Fabaceae.